Molecule: messenger RNA, 6270 nt
Organism: Porites lobata
Lineage: Eukaryota; Metazoa; Cnidaria; Anthozoa; Scleractinia; Poritidae
Source: the annotation of a GenBank genome assembly
AUGGGAGUUGGUUCGGUGGCCUUGUUCUAUUCAGCUGCUUUCUUCUUCACGAACGCUAUCAUUUGCGCUAGAGCAGCUGUGGGGAGACCUCAAGCCAGUAUGGAUCCCAACAGAGUGAAGGUUCAAAAAGCACUCGAUAAAGCGGUGGUUACACAUUUCCUGAGGAAAGGCUAUAAAGAAUUAAAAACCGUUUCGCCAAAGAUUAUAACAGAAACGGAUAGACCCGGAAGAGGAAAACUCGUCAAAUUUGAACCAACCGAUCAAAUGACUUUGAAACAAGCCAUUAACUUUAUGCGCCUUUACCCUGUUGUAUACGAGCAAGAACCAUACCCCACAGAAUUCGAAAUGCCAAUUGGAGAACAAAUUGAAAAAUUUAAACUCACCAAUAAACCGGACGGGACGUUUUCACUAGAAGCUGUACGUGAAGGAGGGAUUGUUGAAGUAGAUACGUCUUAUCUCCAGAAGGCAGUUGAAAUUCUUUCUGAUCCCAAAUUGAAGCUUCCCUUAAAGGAAACGAUAAGAGAUGCCAUUUUGAAUGCAUUAGAUGAGCGAUUAAGCAGUCAGCCAGAUUUUAAGACAGAGUUACAAACUCGUGAUCCAAAAGGGACAGUAACCUCGAAGGAGAGGGAGAAGGCUUUUCGAGCAGGCAGAGAACUUUUGGUUGCAAUUGCCAUGAAAAGGUCCACUUUAGAAGGAAAUCUACCAGAAUGGCUGCAGAAGAUAAAGGAGGAUAUUACUUCGAAAAUGCAGGAGGUUAGAGAAAAGCAAAACAAUGAGAUUGCCAAUGAAGAAGAAACGAAACUGAAAUUUGAAUUCACCCAGAGCAUGCUCAAAACUAGUAAGGAGGCUGUUGAGGAAUGGGAAAAUUUGAAGACUCAAAAAAUUAUAAUCGAAGAAAAUGAAAUGGGAACGGGUAAAAAGGAAUAUUUAAAGGUGACAAUCCACGAAACCGAUAAGGUAUCCCUUAGAGAAAUAUUUAAACUACUACAAUUUUAUCCUGAAUUGUACAAAAGCCAAGAAGGAAAACAAACAAGAUUCGAAGUCCAAAUUGGCGGAGAAACAAGGAAAUUCCGUUUGAGUAAAGCAUUGUUUGGAAAAAACCAAGUAUUGGUUUAUACUGCCAAUGAUGAUUGGCCUGGUACUACGAAAAGAGGCACAAGAGGUAAUCUAUGGGCCCCUGAUUAUGAUACUAUGGUAGACGAAGUUCUUGCUAAAUUUCCUGACCAUGAGAAGCUAGCCAAAGCUAUGCUCAAUGCCUUCGAUAGCAAACUGAACAGUCAACCUGAUUUCUCAGCAGAUCUGGAAAUUCCGGGGAAAACCGCAGAGUCCGCUGACACUGUUCGAGCUACCGUAGAAUUUAUGAUCAUUUCCAUGGUUGCAGAAGCGGCUCAACCUACCGAUGAGUUCAAAGACACCUUCUUUACAGAGCUAGAAAAAACGAUAGAGAAACAAAAGGGAUUCCCAAAAAGUAAAGAUAUGCCCAAACUUGCAGACUUAGAAGGAAAAGCUGGGCGAAGUCCAGCAAUGGACAGUGUUGUCGAAGGCAUGCUCAAAAACGUUGGACCUGGUAGUAAAAUAGAGGAAGUGUUUAGCGAAGAAAAUUUUCCCGUAAGAAAGAAAGGUGGAACGCAGGAAGGGCGAAAACUGAUACAUGCAAAAGGAAGUGAACUAGUUCCUUCAUAUCUUAUUCGCCAACGUUCCGCUGAAGAACACGAUUUAAGUCUUCUCGACAACAUAGUCGAAGAAGAGUGCACACGGCGUCGAAGAAAACGCAAUGCUUGUUCACUAAAGAAUAGAAAUUCUGCUACUAUUGAUGAGAAGUCUAUCAAAAUUACUGAGGACCGGGUUGAAUUUGACGUAGUAGAUCGUCGUGACGCAAAACAACGACAGCACGUUCAGUUGCAAAUAAGCUCUGAAGAGUUGGCCACUCCCAAACUUAUUAAAGACAACCUAUCAAAUUCUCGACGAGCUGGUAUGAGUGAGACCUACGCCAAGAUAAAUAGAGGUUUAGCAGUUCAUGGUCUGAUAUUCUCCGUUCUUGCCGCUGGAAGAUAUUUUGAGGAAGGUGAAAACUUUAGAGGUGCCAUGACUGUCGCCCAGUCCGCUCACACACUUGGAGGUAUAAGUGGUCUCAAUGAGAUAGCCUCUAAAGUUGGUCAGCGAGUGCUCAGUAGUGCAGCUAAAGGGUUGGCGAAAGGCCUAAACUUAGAGAAAGGAUUGGAGAGGUUAUCCACUAAGGUGGAAAGGUUCGCAGAGAGAGGAGUUGCACAGUUGCUUGGUGCCGUUCCCGGGGUAGGACUUGCAUUUGAUAUCUACUUUAUUGAACAAGACAUAGAAGAGUUGGCCAACUUAGAUCUUAAUAACCCGGAGGACCUCAAACUGUUGCCUCUUCGUGUAAUAGAUUUGGCACUGGACGUGAGCACGACGGUACUGAACCUGGUAGGAACAUUUUGUCCGUUAGCAGAAGUUGUUACUGAGCCUCUUGUGAUUGUUCUGUCAAUAAUACGAAUGGGUAUUGAUGAUUUCUAUAUUGAUAUUAUGGCGGAGAUAGAGAAGAUUAAUUGGAAAAGCCCAUGGGCCGGAUUGGAGUUUCUUGGAGCUCUAGUAAAAGGUUUCCAGGAUGGAGCCGCAGAUUUCUUAACAGGUGGCUUGAGAAGGCAGAUGGAAUCCUAUAGGAAGCAGGAACAAAAUGACAAAAAGCUCAUUCAGGACUUGAAAAACCCUGAUAACUAUUACAAGAUUGUUGGGGAAAAAGAAGGGGGUGGGGAUACAAUUGAUUUCACACAAGGGAAACUUUCCAGUUUUGGCGGCUAUAUCAACUUCAGGCUUCAUGAUAAUAAUCGUGCUACUAUAGAAAUAGGGGAUGUCAGCGGCAGUCAUGAAACAAUACGCAAGACAUUUACAGUUGAUCCAAAUCUUAAAGAUAUCGUUCUUGGAAUAGGGGAGUCGCCGACUUUCGAAUACAAGCACGAAACUGCCAAGCUUUGGUUUGUUAUUCCAGUUAAGACAUACAAUGUCAUUUGUGGCGAACGUCUCCACGGGAAAUCCGUUUACGGAACUUACUAUGGAAAUUCCAAGGACAACACAUUUUACGCCGUGCAAAAACCAAAGCCAACAACAAAACCACCUUCGAAAAAGGAAGGAGAAGAAGAAUGUAACUAUGGAAGUCUAAAUUUGAAGUUUGUUACAGGGAAUUACCAUUACAAUCUGUAUGGGAGGGGUGGUAAAGACACCUUUUACCUCGGACCGGAAAUGUCCUCAGUCACCGGAGGAUCAGGAAGUGACCUGUUCAUCAUCCAGUCAGAUGGCGGAAGAACAGUCAUCGAUAAUUUUGCUGAAGAUAACAUGCGCGACAUCAUUGUCAUCAACGUCAACUUUGAUAAUAUCCGAUGUAAUCAGAGUGGGGUUGAUCUUGACGUCACUUAUUCCAAGAGUCAUCACAUUCGUAUCAAGAACUGGUUUAUUCCAGGUGAUCCGACGUAUUACCGUCACGUCUCAUUUCGAAGCCAGGACGGAGUAAUUUUCGUCCCCAAACAAACACUAAAUAGUGGCCCGAUUCACACUGUUCAGUGCGUGGCGGUAGCUUUGGAUCUAGGCGCAGCAAAAACAGCUCAAACAGUAUCACUUCAUGAUGUUAAAUACCGUCAAGUGAAACAAGUAUCAGGAUCAGAAUACUCUGAUAUUAUUGUCGGUAAUGACGUCAAUAAUAUCCUGGAUGGAAGCCUUGGAGCUGACCACUUGUCUGGAGGAAAGGAUGAGGAUACCUAUAUCAUACGGGGAAAUGAAGGCCCCGAUGUUAUUGACAAUAACGCAGAUGAUUAUUUAAACACUACUGACAUUGCAGUAUUUGAUGUGCCCUUCGAAAUGAUAGAAGUUAAAACAAAGGGUACCAACCUCUCUGUAUCAGAUAGGAACAAUGCAGAAACUUCGUGCUUUUCAAUAACAAAGUGGACCUUAGGAGAACGGUACAGACAUAUACUAUUUACCUCUAAAGAUCAUGUUGUCUUCAAAGUGUCUACCAGCGCAGAUGGAACUGUAUCCAAAGAGCCAAUGAUGUUGGAUUACAAAACGUCCGAAGUCGGAAUUUGUGUUGAUUUGUCGGAUACAACGACGAGUCCCAAGUGCAUCAAACCAACUGGUUACAUCAACGUUGCCACAGUAUCCGAUUCCCCAUAUAAUGACCACAUAGUGGGAAACGCACAGACUAAUUUUUUAAGCUGCACUGGAGGAGAAGAUUAUCUUGAGGGUGGUGAAGGUACUGACAAUUAUGUCGUCAAGAAAACAUGCCAAAAAGCAACAAUCAACAAUUUUGACAGUCGCCAAAAAGCAGAUUUAGUGUAUCUAGAGGAAACGUUCGUGAACUUAGCCGUGCAAAAGGAUAGCAAAGAUUUGAAGGUUACCUCAAAGCAUGUGACACCUACUUUGGUACUUCGUGAUUGGUUUAACUCGGCUGACUACCAACAUCUUGGAAUACGAACAAUUGAUGGAAUAACACUGAGAAUAAACAACAGUACAACGGUGAAACUUGAGCCAUAUGAAGUGUCCAAGGAUCCCACUGAAUGCCAAUGCACGCAGGAAAGCUGCGCGAAGGGGGUGAUAACAUAUAGUCUUGACGUUGAUCCUUGGCAAAGCAUGGUCCGUUUUGAAUUGAAAUCAAGUCACUGUAGUUACAAAAUCUACGGUAACCAACUUAACAAUUACAUUGAUCCCGGUUCAGGGAAUGGUUAUAAUUAUCAGCACCUGGAAGGAAGGAAUGGAUCUGAUACCUACGUAUUAAAUCACGGAUAUGGGGAGUUUAAUGAAGUCAACAACUAUGCAGAUGACGACAAAGUAGAUACGCUUCAGCUGGGAAUGGAAUUUGAAGAUAUCAAUGUUUAUUUCCAUGGCCCCAAUGACGCCAUUCUUGCAUCAAAGUCGCGACCUAGCUCCCUCAGUGUUCGAAUUCUGGAUUACUUCCGUGGUGUGAAGUAUCAGCAUCUUCAGAUAAUAUCUGCAGACAAAGUAAUCUUUAAUAUUAGCAAACAAUACCCGUACAAAAAGGUCAUCGCUGUCGACCGUAGAAUCGUCGAUUCACCGCAAAACAUCGAUCCUCAAAGGAAUGCUAUAAUCGCCGAAGCCGAAGAUUUGUUGGGAUCGCUUACCUCACCCAACAAACUGACAGGUAGUAAUACAACAAGGCAAAUUGAAGGUGGUGCUGAGGCUGACGUUCUUAGUGGGGGAGAAACAGGAACAAUUUUUGAAGCAAGACAGGGUAACGACACCAUUUAUGGUGGGGCUGGUAAUGAUAUCAUUUUUGGUGGAGAUGGCGAUGACGUCAUCUAUGGUGACACUGGGGAUGACUACAUUUAUGCUGGAGACGGAUCAGACAUUAUUGAUGGUGGUGAGGGUAUUGAUACACUUGCGUUUAAAGGUGAUGGUUUUCUUCGCAAGGGAGUCACUGUUGAUCUCUAUAUUGGCUUUGGAAAAGGAGUUGAUGCCGAAGGAGAUAUCUAUAAGAGCGUCGAAAACGUAUAUGGAACCAUUCACAAUGAUCUUUUGACUGGAUCUGAUUUCGAUAACAAGCUCUAUGGAUUAGAAGGAGACGAUACACUGACUCCUCAUGGCGGAGUUGAUGAACUUGUUGGCGGAGAAGGAAAAGAUUUGUACUUACUCUAUAAGGCUUCUGGGUUAAAAAUAAUCGAUAACUACGCUGAUGAUGAAGUUGAAGACACGCUUUCCUUGGUUCAUUUGAAUUCCACAGACGUGUGUAUUUUCUUAAUUGGAGACGAUUUACAUCUACAAAUUGAUAAAUCUAACCUGGGAUCAGUGAUUUUUGACGACGAUCCUUUAGCAGUGAUUAUCAGAAACUGGUAUGUGAAUGCAAAAUACAGACACCUUACAGUGCUAUUCAGUAACACUCUGUGGGAAGAUUUUGCUCUAUCCGCUAUCGCUGAAGAACUGGAGAUGCUCGGAAAUGGUACCCGCUUCAUCGAAGAAAAAACUGACUUGCAUGUUGUUUCUGCUAACGCCACCGACGUAAGCUUGUCAUGGAAGCCAACAGACAAAGUUUUGGAAUAUUCAGAAACUAAGCUUUUUGUCGUACAUUUCAAACAGCUGGCACCAGAAACUUUGAAGGAAACUCAGGUUGAUCACCAAACAUCAUUUAGUGUUUCAUCCCUUGACCCAGCCUCCCACUACGUCUUCGCUUUGGCAUUAACUAAGUGCGACGCGACAGUUGCAGUUUCUCAGACGCUUAUAACCUACGGACGCGAAAGGUCGUGUCCUCGGUAA